AUGGCCUUCGGGUCACCAGUUCGAUGUUCGGAGACAAAAAUCUCACCCCGCAAUACACAUCCGCCUGUGCUGACGAGGCAGGAGCGCUCGUUUGAGGCCUUUGAUAAUUACGACGAAAGUCUUAGCCCGAGUGGUUCAAGUGCGCUGGCCCAAGGACUUGUCUACGAGGAUUCUUGUACCGUGGUGCUCCAGAAUGUACUUGGGUAUGAGAGCCUGUAUAAGGAGAUUAGAAUCAUCAAACAUCAGCUUGCCAACCCGGACCAGGCCAUGUUGAGCAUGUCAGAUGGACGCGAUCCACGAUUGGCCCUCACGCACCAGAUGCAACCCCAAUAA
Ramularia collo-cygni is the source of this 333-nucleotide messenger RNA. RefSeq lists its product as uncharacterized. The coding region runs from base 1 to 333 and encodes 110 amino acids. The record is from RefSeq and is a predicted model, not a curated record. The transcript has 2 exons. Lineage: Eukaryota; Fungi; Ascomycota; Dothideomycetes; Mycosphaerellales; Mycosphaerellaceae.